AUGGGGUCAAUCUCGUCUCCUGGCUGGAGGCAGCUGGACGUCGCCGUUGUUGGCGGUGGGAUUGGAGGAAUGUCCGCGGCAGUCGCCCUCCGCCGUGCCGGCCAUAAGGUGUCUAUUUACGAACGUGCCGAUUUCGUUGGUGAAGCUGGUGCAUCUCUCUCCUGUGCAGCAAAUGGUACGCGCUGGCUCCAUGAGUGGGGUGUAGACGUAGCCAAAGGCGAUGGGGUCAUCCUACAAAAGCUCAUCAGCCGCGAUUGGACGACGGGCAAGAUCUUGAGUGUGUAUGAACUGAGUGACUAUGAGGAACGGUGGGGGUAUGUAUACUACAUGUUUCAGCGACAGCGUAUGCACAGCAUGAUGAAGGAUUCGGCAUUCGGAGAGGGCCAAGGGCUACCAGCGAGGCUGUUUAUAAAUCACAAGUGCCAGAGCAUCGAUUUUCGUACCGGUUUAAUUGAAUUUGAUAACGGAGAAACAGCCAACCAUGAUCUCAUUAUCGGCGCGGAUGGUAUCGGAUCUGCUGUUCGUGGUAUUCUCGGUAUCUGGCCUGAUAAACGGCCCGCCGAGUCCAGUUGCUUGCAUGCUAACGUGGUCACUGAAGAUGCGAUCGCGGCCGGCCUCGUUGACUUCUCUGAAGACAAUGCGCUGCAGUUCUGGGGCGGCCACGGGGAGGCCUGGGACAAAAUCGUUCUCUCUCCAUGCCGAGGAGGCAAGUUGUUGUCUUACUACUGCUUCUUUCCGCGGGAGAAAGGCGACUACGUGAAUCAUGCUUGGGGGGGACAUGAUCGGUCAGUGGACGAACUGCUCGCGCCAUACCCUCAACUUGAUGCGCAAGUCCGCGGGCAUUUGGCUCUUGGCAAAGAAAUUCAGCCAUGGCGCUUAUGGAUACAUGAGCCGUAUCCGUACAUUACAAGAAACAUGGUCUGCUUGCUAGGCGAUGCAGCUCACCCAAUGAUGCCUCACCAAAGCCAAGCAGCCUGUAUGGCACUCGAAGACGCAGCUGCCUUAGGUAUUCUGUUCAGCAAGAAAUAUUUCAAGGGAGAUGUGUCUGAGUCACUAUCUAUCUAUGAGGCAGUUCGUCUCCCAAGAGCAACCAAGGUCCAGGCAGCAGCUGCGAGAGCCUCAUACAAUAUCAACGAGCGGAUCGGAUUUUCCAGCAAUAUUCAUAAUCCAGUCUACACGGUGAAGAGCGAGCAAGAGAAAUUGACUAUUGAAGAGAUGAAUGCGUGCGUCUCCCGAUCCCUUGAACCGGGCUAG
Messenger RNA from Aspergillus pseudoviridinutans, 1254 nucleotides. RefSeq lists its product as uncharacterized. The coding region runs from base 1 to 1254 and encodes 417 amino acids. Gene Ontology annotation, molecular function: FAD binding; monooxygenase activity. The record is from RefSeq and is a predicted model, not a curated record. NCBI's taxonomy places the organism in Eukaryota, Fungi, Ascomycota, Eurotiomycetes, Eurotiales, Aspergillaceae. The transcript has 5 exons.